This is a messenger RNA of Vollenhovia emeryi, 2542 nucleotides long. RefSeq names its product delta(14)-sterol reductase (gene LBR). The record is from RefSeq and is a predicted model, not a curated record. The coding region runs from base 159 to 2102 and encodes 647 amino acids. Gene Ontology annotation, biological process: sterol biosynthetic process. Gene Ontology annotation, molecular function: oxidoreductase activity, acting on the CH-CH group of donors, NAD or NADP as acceptor. NCBI's taxonomy places the organism in Eukaryota, Metazoa, Arthropoda, Insecta, Hymenoptera, Formicidae. The transcript is spliced from 9 exons. Gene Ontology annotation, cellular component: nuclear inner membrane; endoplasmic reticulum membrane.
UUCCCCCACCCCCUUCGCGGUACUACGAGUACGAUGCGCCAGAGCGGUAUCAGGCGUAACCUCGCGACUCGUACAAGUUUUAUUAUUUUUCGCGGCGUCGUCGCGGCUAUCUGCGUGGAGUGUGGAGCCGACCGUUCCGGGAUCGCGCAAGUCUCACAAUGAAGUUCACCGAGGGUGAAGAGGUGCUCGCCAAACAUCCGAACACCUCUGAAUACUACAAGGGACGGAUUCUGAACGUUAAAGGAGAUCGCUAUAAAAUACAAUUUGAAACAGGCAUCGAGUCCAUGGUCAGAGAACAUGACAUAAAGGCUGAGAGAGGAAGAUCUGCAACCAGAGCGAGCAAGAGAACAGGGAAAAGUCCCCCGAGAUCUUCGCCUAGUAGGAGGUCGCCGAGUAGACGAUCGCCAGCGAGGCAGUCGGGCAAAUCGCCUGCGAGAUCACCAACGAUGUCGGCGAGAAAAAUGCCCGUUCGCAGCACGCGUCUUGCUAAAAUAUCUCUAUCGCGCAUUGAUGUCGAAGGCGACAAAACGAGCAAUCAUAAAGGAAGCGAUGCAAAGUCACUGUCAGAUAGUCCGACUGAAACGUUGCCUCUGCAGCAACGCCUGAAGAGAGAAGUUAUGACUGUAACGCGCAGACCGACGCUUCUGAAGACUGAGCAGGAAUAUAAAGCAAUCAUGCUGACGAGAAGCUCCGAUAGAGCCGUCUCGCUGCCGGUGGAGAGAAAAAAUUAUGUACAAGAUUAUCUUCCGGGAGAAAAGGAAAGAGGAUAUUCAGUGCAAAGAGAUCAAGAUUUGACGAAACCCGUGCAAGAGGGAGAGAAAUGGGAAACGGUGGUGAAACGUCAAAAAGAGAUAAAUAGAGUCGACAAACCGCAAGAAUGGGGCGGAUGGAUCGGGACGUCUUUCCUCGUAUUUAUAUUGCCGAUGUCUGCAAUCUUACCACAGUUCUUGUGCUUGAAAGGACAGUGCAAAACUGCACUCGUGAAGCUUCCUGUCAAAUUGGAGUCUUACUUAAAUUUAUAUACACCGUUGUCUUACGUUGCGUUUUUAACAUUAUUGGCUUGUAUUUCGAUUAUACCGAUCGGAAGAACCGUUGACGGACAGCAGAGUAAAACCGGGAGACUCCAGUAUCGCAUAAAUGGCUAUUUGAGCGCCAUAAUAACGCUACUGAUAUUUGGUUUAUGCGAAUACAUGAAUAUAUCGGUUAGCGAUUACAUCCUGAAUAAUACCGUGCAAUUGUCAGUCAGUGGCUGGAUUGUGGGAACACUUUUAGCUAUCGGAUUAUAUAUAAAGGCAGGAAAAGCCCCGGUGAUCAAUCUGAAUAUAUAUGCAUCAACCAACAGCAAGAUAUAUAAUUUUUGGCAGGGCAGGGAGAUUAAUCCGCGAAUUGGUGCUUUGGAUAUUAAGCUGCUGUUAAUUCGAGCUUGUCUCAUUGGCACGUUGCUCGUGAACAUGGCCAUCGCGAUUAAAGCUGUUGGCGGCGUAAAGAAUAUAAAUAUUGAGAAACUUGAAAUGGCUGCAUUGUUAGUUGUCUUGAUGCAGCUCAUUUAUACUCUGCAUGGAUUAAUGUACGAAGCCGCUAUCCUUACGUCCUUCGCAAUUAUGUACGAGGGAACCGGAUACAUGACAUGUGUUGGUCCCCUGUUGUAUCCAUUUUUGGGGACUCUCACCGCAAGAUUUAUCUUGUAUCAGAAGGUGAAACUCGACUACUUCGUUGGCUUAUCCAUCUUGAGCUUUGUAAUAGGAUUCGUCUUGUAUAGGACUAGUAAUCUGCGGAAAGAUGAGUUUAGGAAGAAUCCAGUUUCGCCGACAGUACCUUAUUUGGAAACCAUCCCGACGUCACGUGGCAAGAAAUUGAUGUUGUCCGGUUUAUGGGGCUGGGUGAGACAUCCUAACUACUUGGGUGACAUUAUAAUGCAAUGGUCUAUCGCAAGUAUUAGCUGGACAAAGGACAUUCUGCCGUACUACACAGCAAUCUGCUGCACGUUAAUGCUCGCUUACAGAGCUGUGAGAGACAAUAGACGUUGCCAGAUGCGAUACGGAUAUGCAUGGGAGCAAUACUGUUCGCGCGUGAAGUACAUGAUCAUGAAACGUAUAUUUUAAAACAAUUGAAGGCAUAGCAUGAGGUAUUUAUGAAUACCAAAAUCUAUAUCAGAGUUUUAUCAUAGAAGGUAAUGCUCAUUACAUUUUAUAGGAUCUCUAUUCGUGCAUUUUACAAUAUUUUUUUAAGCCAUAGUGAUACACUAGUAUUAUAAAGUACACAAAUAUUAGAAUCGGAUAAGAGCCAAAAAUAUUUUGAUAAUAUUGAAAGAUUUCACAUUAGAGCGAGAGAGAAAGAUAUAUAUGUAUAUGUAUAUUUAAGCUUAUAAUAUGAAUCUCCAUAUAUGUGAUGAGAAGUUAAUAGGAUGAUGCUGUAUGUUUUGAUAAAGAGAGGAAAAACUUGUGUAUUUGUAGGCUAAACAUAUAUUGUAGGACUAUUAUAAGUAUAUAUUAUAUUGGUUAUAAGACAUGUGCCUGUAAAAAUAUCAUUACAAACUUGAAAA